AUGAAAGCAACAGGAGUUUCACGAGACAGUCCGUACAGGGACGUGCCGGCAGCACCGCGAUUAGCAUUUUCUCAGGGACAGCCCAGCACAACGUCAACUGGGACUUCUUGGGCAUCCCAGGCGUUACAGCGAGGUCCAAGCAACAAGGACCCUCUCACUGGCCACAUGCUCAGCUGCUCUGCAUCAGCGCAUGUGAGCGGAACGUCCUCCCUGAGAGCACAAGAGCCGAGAGGGUUUUAA
This is a messenger RNA of Symbiodinium necroappetens, 240 nucleotides long. The record is from the annotation of a GenBank genome assembly. NCBI's taxonomy places the organism in Eukaryota, Dinophyceae, Suessiales, Symbiodiniaceae.